AUGAACCAACGCAAGUGGACGGUGAAUCUGUUUCGGGUGACCGAAAUUAUGGCCAAACUGUACGGCCUGUUCCCUUUGAGGUUUGACUCCCGUGUCAAUCGAUUUCAAAGUAGCCCGAUUGCCGUUUGCUGGUCAGCUACAUUACUGGUGGGAUACGGUACCGGAAUGUUGUACGUCUACAUCUACCUGAGCGUCAAUGUUACCCAUGCUGGAUCGUCGCUCAAUAGCGUGUUCAUGAGAUUAGAGUUUAUGCUGAAUUACAUUUUCUGCAUUGUGUCGAUAACGAUGGCGAUAUUGAAUCGGAACCGUAUGAAGGACCUCCUUAACAUACUUUUGUUUCUAGCAGAAGUCAUCAACAAACGCAAUAAGAGUGAAACGGAUUCCAAACUGUUACAAAGUUAUUUCAGGAAAAUACUAUUCAUAGAUGUCAUUCUGAAGCUGAUCAUCUGCUGUAGUUACUACAUCGACGAAACAAUGGUCACGGGAACGUAUACUGCCCUGUUGAACUUUAUCUUCAUGUGGACGAUCGCCUUGUUUACGGAUGAAUUCGUUGGGUUGUGUUUGUUUGUGGCCCACCUCUAUCGGAUGAUCAACCUGCAGAUAGGUAGUGCGGUUCAACAGCUGUGUGACUUCGACGAAGACCAAAGCUACUGGGACACUCAUCCAACGAAGAAACAUCGAGUUUGCAUGAAGGUGGCAUCGGAACUGGACAGAUUAGCUCAUCUUCACCGAGACGUUACAACGGUAUCCAAAGAAAUCGUUAAACUGGUGGAUGGUUCGCUUUUGUUCGUUAUCAUGUGGUAUUUUCUUAUUAUAAUCUUCGGGAUUUUCUACGCCUACACAACUCUAGUGACAGAUCUGCGUAAUAACAUUUCACCAACCGUCACUAAGUAUGGCAGCACCAUUGGAUGUUCUGUUUUCGAGGCGUUUCAGUUUUACUAUCUGGUAUCGGGAGCAAGUUUGUUGACAAAGCGAGCAGAGAAGACUGGACUUGUUUUGAACAAAUUUUUCAAGACCGAUGUUGAGGAGCGCGUUGAACGGACGAUUAAUAUGUUCUCAAUGGAGCUUCUGCAUGAUACCUACAGCGUAGAGAACUUCGGAAUGUAUAAGGUGGACUUCACGUUGAUAUAUUCGAUGGUCGCUACUAUAACCAACUACUUGAUUAUGAUGGUUCAAUUCCAACUGGCGGAAUAA
Uranotaenia lowii is the source of this 1194-nucleotide messenger RNA. Its product is annotated as putative gustatory receptor 28b. Lineage: Eukaryota; Metazoa; Arthropoda; Insecta; Diptera; Culicidae. Gene Ontology annotation, biological process: sensory perception of taste. The transcript is spliced from 4 exons. The record is from RefSeq and is a predicted model, not a curated record. Gene Ontology annotation, cellular component: neuronal cell body; axon; dendrite. Bases 1 to 1194 code for a protein of 397 amino acids.